This is a messenger RNA of Dromiciops gliroides (monito del monte), 3587 nucleotides long. It is a transcript of the gene LIMK2, whose product is annotated as LIM domain kinase 2. Lineage: Eukaryota; Metazoa; Chordata; Mammalia; Microbiotheria; Microbiotheriidae. Gene Ontology annotation, cellular component: cytoplasm; nucleus. The coding region runs from base 149 to 2065 and encodes 638 amino acids. Gene Ontology annotation, molecular function: ATP binding; protein serine/threonine kinase activity; protein binding. The transcript is spliced from 16 exons. Gene Ontology annotation, biological process: actin cytoskeleton organization; protein phosphorylation. The record is from RefSeq and is a predicted model, not a curated record.
CGCGGCAGCCCCGGGUGGCGCCCGGAGCCAGGUGCGGUUUGGCCCUCCCGGGGCGCCGUAGGCGGGACGGUCGCGCCCUCCCCGCGCUCAGUUGUCGCCUGAGGUAACGGCCGCGGGAGCUCCGGGACACAGCCCGAGGCGGGGAGCCAUGGACGGGGUGUCGGGGGAAGACACGUGGAGAUGCCGAGGAUGUGGUGACUACGUCCCUGUGGCCCAGAGACUGUAUCGAACAGUGAGUGAAGUCUGGCACACGUCUUGUUUUCGGUGUUCAGAAUGUCAGGAUCCUCUCACCAACUGGUACUAUGAAAAGGACGGGAAGCUUUAUUGCCACAAGGAUUACUGGGGGAAGUUUGGAGAAUUCUGCCAUGGAUGCUCACUGCUCAUGACUGGGCCUGCCAUGGUAGCUGGAGAAUACAAGUAUCACCCAGAAUGCUUUGCUUGCAUGAGCUGUAAGGUGAUCAUUGAAGAUGGAGAUGCAUACGCCCUGGUUCAGCAUUCCACUCUGUACUGUGGGAAGUGCCACAAUGAGGUGGUGCUCACACCCAUGUUUGAGAGGCUCUCCACCGAGUCUGUCCAUGACCAGCUGCCUUAUUCCGUCACACUCAUCUCCGUGCCAGCCACCACCGAAGGCAAGAGGGGCUUCUCUGUGUCCGUCGACAGUGCCUGCUCCGACUAUGCCACUACCGUACAAGUGAAUGAGGUCAGCCGAAUGCACAUCAGCCCCAACAUCCGGAAUGCCAUCCACCCUGGGGAUCGGAUCCUGGAGAUCAAUGGGACCCCCGUGCGAACCCUGCGGGUGGAGGAGGUAGAGGACAUGGUUAACAAGACGAGCCAGACCCUGCAGCUCCUGAUUGAGCAUGACCCCGUCUCCCAGCGCCUGGAUCACCUCCGCUUAGACACCCGACUUUCCCCCCACAUGAAGACCGUCGGGGCCCCUCAUGCCAGGAGCACCCUGGAGGUGAAGGAGAACCUGGAUGGGACCCUGCGGAGGCGAUCUCUCAGGCGCAGUAACAGUAUCUCCAAGUCCCCAGGUCCCUGUUCCCCAAAGGAGCCUUUGCUGCUCAGCCGGGACAUCAGCCGCUCAGAAUCCCUGCGCUGCUCCAGCAGCUACUCACAGCAGAUCUUCCGGCCCUGCGACUUGACCCACGGAGAGGUCCUGGGGAAGGGCUUCUUUGGACAGGCCAUCAAGGUGACACACAAGGCUACUGGCAAGGUCAUGGUUAUGAAGGAGUUAAUCCGGUGUGACGAGGAGACCCAGAAGACUUUCCUAACAGAGGUGAAGGUCAUGAGAGGCCUAGACCAUCCCAACGUGCUCAAGUUCAUUGGGGUCCUUUACAAGGACAGGAAGCUGAACCUACUGACAGAAUACAUCGAGGGAGGCACCCUGAAGGACUUCCUGCGCAGUGUGGACCCGUUUCCCUGGCAACAGAAGGUCAGCUUUGCCAAAGGAAUCGCCUCGGGGAUGGCCUAUCUGCACUCCAUGUGCAUCAUUCACCGAGAUCUGAACUCCCACAACUGUCUCAUCAAGCUGGAUAAAACUGUUGUGGUGGCUGAUUUUGGCCUCUCGAGGCUCAUCGUGGAGGAGAGGAAGAAGCCCUGCUCAGAGAAGGCUUCCACCAAGAAGCGCACCCUGCGCAAGAGUGACCGCAAAAAGCGCUACACAGUGGUGGGGAACCCCUACUGGAUGGCCCCCGAGAUGCUCAAUGGAAAGAGCUACGAUGAGACCGUGGAUGUCUUCUCCUUUGGCAUAGUGCUCUGUGAGAUCAUCGGGCAGGUGUAUGCUGACCCUGACUGUCUCCCCCGAACACUGGACUUUGGCCUCAAUGUUAAGCUUUUCUGGGAGAAGUUUGUGCCCACAGACUGUCCCCCAGCUUUCUUUCCCCUUGCCGCCAUCUGCUGUAAACUGGAGCCUGAAAGCAGACCCCCAUUCUCCAAACUGGAAGAUUCCUUUGAAGCACUUUGUCUGUACCUGGGAGAGCUGGGGAUCCCCCUGCCCUCGGAACUGGAGGAGCUGGACCACGACGUGAGUGUGCAGUACGGGCUGAGCCGAGACUCCCUUUCCUAAGCUCCCCCCGGCCACCAACAGUGUGGAAGGAGAAGCGCGGCAGCCCAGCCACCUGCAGGGCGGCCCAGGGCACCGCUGCCCAUUUCUGGAGCAGUGACCCAACCCGUUUGGCCACACGGAGGUUUCCGGUGGAUCCAUGGCUCCCUUUGAGAGCGGAAAAGGCCAUUUUCUGCUACUACCUCCUCCUCUGGAGGAAAACGUGCCCAACACUACUGCUCAGGAGAUAGAGCUUGGGGGGCAUGCGGGGUGCCCCUUCACUGUCUCCAGACUCAACCCUCAACUGCAAGCUGUGAAGAAAUGCCCCCACUCCUGGCCUGGGCAAAUCGGCCACUUUGGGACUGGCUGGGAACUGGGCUUCUGGGACAAGGAAGCCUGCUGCCUCUUUGAGGGGCUUCCGACCCCAGUGCAUCGGAGGAGAGUUCCCCUCCUCCCUGGGUCAGAUGCCUGAACUGCCCACUCCCUCGGGGCCUGGUCUUGUUGCUGUGGUGGACUUGUGGGAGUGAAGCGUGGCUGGUGUGGUGCUGCCCUGUCUGCCCUCCCCUGCAGGGAAUUUCCCAGACUGUGAGAGGUCAUCUCUGUGACUUUACCAGCCUGUGUGUGAGCCUUCUAGCAGGCCUCAGAGUCUCCAACACCUCGACUAACCCAGGGGUCUCGACAUUGCAGAGAAGACCAGGCCUCUCCCUGGGAACCUAAUCAUGGGGGUGCCCCUUUCCCCAAGGCAGGCUCUGCAGCAGGAAGCUCAGAAAGCCCCUUAUGACGGUGGCCAGGGCCAGCUGCUAGCAGACCCGGCCAUAAGACUGCAAGAGACCCGAGGCUGAUGCCCAGGCAGACGGUCCUGUCCCUGGGCACCUCCAGCACGAUGGGGGGACCCUCAUGCUGAUGAAAUCAUCUUCAGCCCUCUGGGGCGGUGAGGGAAGCAGAAACCCCACCUGAAACUUAGCGAGGGACAUGAGCCCCCGAAGCAAGGCCAGCUCACCCUCUCAGACUCCCGGUGCCCUUUCCCUGGCCGGCCUGGAGCUCAGCCCCUCACUCAUGGUGGUAGAUCCCCAGCAAGGCUGCUCCUCCCAAAAAUGGAUCCAAAGGAGCAGCCGUGCAGCCGGAGUGGCCUGCUCUGGUGAUGGACCUCCAGGUAGACACUCUGCUUAAACAGUCAGGGGAUCGGGGCUGGGGUGACUGAGAUGGGGGGACAAAAACAUGUGAAAUAGUGCUCAGAGGCCUGGUGGAUUGUGGGACUGCUUGUGUUGCCUUUUUUUCUAAUGAGUUGUGUAGAGUGGCUGUAGGCCUCAGGGGACUCCUCGGGGCAGGAUGUGCUAGGCCUGAUGGGGAGGAGAGGCCCUUAGCAAAGUCGGAUGGGAGAAGAAACUGGCCUGAACCCUCUCCUUCCCAGAGAGGGCAAGAGCCAGGCUGCUUCAGGGCAAGUGUGAAGAGGGGCACCACCCCAGGCAGCGGGGUCAGCUUCAAGAAAUGAAGCCGCAAGUGUAGCCGAUGGAAACAAUAUUAAAAUGAUUUGGGCUGUGGAUCA